Messenger RNA from Chrysochloris asiatica (Cape golden mole), 5898 nucleotides. RefSeq lists its product as uncharacterized. The transcript is spliced from 16 exons. Gene Ontology annotation, biological process: establishment of skin barrier. Gene Ontology annotation, cellular component: cornified envelope; keratohyalin granule. NCBI's taxonomy places the organism in Eukaryota, Metazoa, Chordata, Mammalia, Afrosoricida, Chrysochloridae. The record is from RefSeq and is a predicted model, not a curated record. Gene Ontology annotation, molecular function: transition metal ion binding; calcium ion binding. The coding region runs from base 1 to 5898 and encodes 1965 amino acids.
AUGUCUGAACUCCUACAAAGCAUUGUCUCUAUCAUUGAGCUUUACUACCAAUACGCUGCCCAAGACAGAGACAGUGACAAGCUGAACAAAGCAGAGCUGAAAGAACUUUUGGAAAAUGAGUUUCAUCAAAUUCUGAAGAAUCCAGAUGAUCCAGACACUGUAGAUGUCAUCAUGCAAAGCCUGGAUCAAGAUCAUAAUAAGAAAGUGGAUUUUAAUGAGUAUCUUUUGAUGGUAUUCAAGCUGGCUCAGGCUUGUAAUAAAAUCAUCGGCAAAGAUCACUGCCAAGCUUCAGGUCGUCUAGUCAUGAAAGACAUGAGUCUGGAUCAGGUUAUUCUACUAGCUGUGACCAACGAGGAUCCAAUUCAGGUCAGUCUUCUAGCAAUGGUCAACAUAGAUCUAGCUCAGGUCAAUCUUCUAGUCGUACUAGACAUGGGUCUGGCUCAGGUCAUUCUUCUAGCUGUGGCCAACGAGGAUCCAGCUCAGGUCAGUCUUCUAGCUAUGGUCAGCAAAAAUCUGGCUUAUGUCAGUCUUCUAGUCACAGUAGACAUGAGUCUGGCUCAGGUCAUUCUUCCUCUCAUAGUCAACAUGGUUCUGGUUCUGGACAGUCAGCUACCAGUGGUCAACAUGUAUCUAGCUCAAAUCAGUCUUCUAGGCAUAGUCAACAUGGGUCAAACUCAGCUCAGUCUUCCAGUCAUGAUAGACAUGAGUCUGGCUCAGGUCAUUCGUCUAGCUGUGACCAACGAGGAUCCAGCUCAGGUCAGUCUUCCAGCAGUGCUCAAUAUAGAUCUAGCUCAGGUCAGUCUUCUAGUCAUACUAGACAUGGGUCUGGCUCAGGUAUUUCUUCCAGUCAUAGCCAACAUGGGUCUGGUUCAGGAGAGUCAUCUACUUGUGGCAAACAAGGAUCUACAUCAGGUGUGUCUUCUAGCAAUGGAAAACACGAGUCUGGCUCAAGUCAUUCUUCCAGCCAUAGUCAACAUAGGUCUGGAUCACGACAGUCAUCUAGCUGUGGUCAACAAGGAUCCAGCUCAGGGCAGUCUUCAAGCUAUGUCAGCUACCAGUGGUCAACAGUCUUCUAGGCAUGGUGAACAUGGGUCAAGCUCAGGUCAGUCUUCUAGUCGUACUAGACAUGGGUCUGGCUCAAGUACUUCUUCCAGGCAUAGUCAACAUGGGUCUGGUCCAGGAGAGUCAUCUACUUGUGGCAAACAAGGAUCUAGAUCAGGUGUGUCUUCUAGAAAUGGAAAACACGAGUCUGGCUCAAGUCAUUCUUCCAGUCAUAGUCAACAUAGGUCUGGGUCACGACAGGCAUCUAGCUGUGGUCAACAAGGAUCCAUUUCAGGUCAGUCUUCUAGCUAUGGACAGCAGGAAUCUGGCUUAGGUCAGUCUUCUGGUCAUAGUAGACAUGAGUCUGGCUCAAGUCAUUCUUCCAGUCAUAGUCAACAUGGUUCUAGAUCAGGACAGUCAUCUACCAGUGGUCAACAUGGGUCUAGCUCAGGUAUUUCUUCCAGUCAUAACCAACAUGGGUCUGGUUCAGGAGAGUCAUCUACUUGUGGAAAACAAGGAUCUAGAUCAGGUGUGUCUUCUAGCAAUGGAAAACAUGAGUCUGGCUCAAGUCAUUCUUCCAGCCAUAGUCAACAUAAGUCUGGAACACGACAGUCAUCUAGCUGUGGUCAACAAGGAUCCAGCUCAGGUCAGUCUUCUAGCUAUGGUCAGCAGGAAUCUGGCUUAGGCAGGCAUGGUCAACAUGGGUCAAGCUCAGGUCAGUCUUCUAGUCAUGAGAAACAUGAGUCUGGCUCAGGUCAUUCUUCUAGCUGUGUCCAACAAGGAUCCAGCUCAGGUCAGUCUCCUAGCAAUGGUCAACAUAGAUCUAGCUCAGGUCAGUCUUCUAAUCGUACUAGACAUGGGUCUGGCUCAGGUAUUUCUUCUAGUCAUAGCCAACAUGGGUCUGGUUCAGGAGAGUCAUCUACUUGUGGCAAAAAAGGAUCUAGCUCAGGACAGUCAGCUACCAGUGGUCAACAUGGAUCUAGCACAGGUCAGUCUUCUAGGCAUGGUCAACAUGGGUCAAGCUCAGGUCAGUCUUCUGGUCAUGAUAGACAUGAGUCUUACUCAGGUCAUUCGUCUAGCUGUGGCCAACGAGGAUCCAGCUCAGGUCAGUCUUCCAGCAAUGGUCAACAUAGAUCUAGCUCAGGUCAGUCUUCUAGUCGUACUAGACAUGGGUCUGGCUCAGGUAUUUCUUCCAGUAAUAGCCAACAUGGGUCUGGUUCAGAAGAGUCAUCUACUUGUGGCAAACGAGGAUCUAGAUCAGGUGUGUCUCCUAGCAUUGGAAAACAUGAGUCUGGCUCAAGUCAUUCUUCCAGCCAUAGUCAGUAUAGGUCUGGAUCACGACAGUCAUCUAGCUGUGGUCAACCAGGAUCCAGCUCAGCUGUGGCCAACGAGGAUCCAGCUCAGGUCAGUCCUCCAACAAUGCUCACCAUAGAUCUAGCUCAGGUCAGUCUUCUAGUCAUAGUAGACAUGGGUCUGGCUCAGGUAUUUCUUCCAGUCAUAGUUACCAUGGUUCUGGAUCAGGACAGUCGUCUACCAGUGGUCAACAUGGGUCUAGCUCAGGUACGUCUUCUAGGCAUGGUCAACAUGAGUCAAGCUCAGGUCAGUCUUCUAGUCAUGAGAGACAUGAGUCUGUUUCAGGUCAUUCAUGUAGAGGUGGCCAACGAGGAUCCAGCUCAGGCCAGUCUUCCAGCAAUGGUCAACAUACAUCUAGCUCAGGUCAGUCUUCUAGUCGAACUACACAUGGGUGUGGCUCAGGUAUUUCUUCCAGUCAUAGCCAACAUAGGUCUGGUUCAGGAGAGUCAUCUACUUGUGGCAAAAAAGGAUCUAGUUCAGGUGUGUCUUCUAGCAGUGGAAAACACGAGUCUGGCUCAAGUCAUUCUUCCAGCCAUAGUCAACACAGGCCUGGAUCACGUCAGUCAUCUAGCUGUGGUCAACAAGGAUCCAGCUCAGGUCAAUCUUCCAGCUAUGGACACUCUGCUACCAGUGGUCAACAUGGAUCUAGCACAGGUCAGUCUUCCAGUCAUGAUAGACAUGAGUCUGGCUCAGGUCAUUCGUCUAGCUGUGACCAACGAGGAUCCAGCUCAAGUCACUCUUCUAGCAAUAGUCAUCAUAGAUCUAGCUCAGGUCAGUCUUCUAGUCAUACUAGACAUGGGUCUGGCUCAGGUAUGUCUUCCAGUCAUAGUCAACAUGGUUCUGGAUCAGGACAGUCAUCUACCAGUGGUCAACAUGGGUCUAGCUCAGGUCAGUCUUCUAGUCAUGAGAGACAGGAGUCCGGUUCAGGUCAUUCAUGUAGCUGUGGCCAACGAGGAUCCAGCUCAGUUCAGUCUUCCAGCAAUGGUCAACAUACAUCUAGCUCAGGUCAGUCUUCUAGUCGUACUAGACAUGGGUCUGGCUCAGGUAUUUCUUCCAGUCAUAGCCAACAUGGGUCUGGUUCAGGAGAGUCAUCUAACUGUGGCCAACAAGGAUCUAGCUCAAGUCAGUCUUCUAGAUAUGGACAACACAAAUCUGGUUUUGGUCAUUCUUCUAGCCAUAUGCAAAGUGAGUCUGGAUCAGCAUGAGUCUAGUUCAGGUCAGUGUUCUAAUGAAGGACAAUCAGGAAGUAGUUCUGAAAAAGUAGAAAGUUCCUCGGGUUGUGGCUUUGGACAAUGUACACCCUACUAUGGACAGUCUACAUCUAGUACUACCAAUAAAUUAUCCGUUAGCAAUGAGGUAUAUGGACAAGGGGGCAAUUAUUAUCUGAUAGGAGAUAGCUAUGGAAAAGAUAGUCAGUCUUCUAAGCAUGGCCAUCAUGGGUCACUCUCAGGCCAGUCUUCGAGUCAUGACAGACAUGAGUCUGAUUCAGGUCAUUCUUCUAGCUGUGGCCAACGAGGAUCCUGCUCAGGUCAGUCUUCUAGCUAUGGUCAGCAAGAAUCUGGGUUAGGUCAGUCUUCUGGUCACAGUAGACAUGAGUCUGGAUCCGGUUAUUCUUCCAGUCAUAUUCAUCAUGGUUCUGGUUCAGGACAGUCAUCUACCAGUGGUCAACAUGGAUCUAGCUCAGGUCAGUCUUCUAACAAUGGUAGAUAUGGCUCAAACUCAGGUCAGUCUUCUAGUCAUGAGAAACAUGAGUCCGGCUCAGGUAAUUCUUCUAGCUGUGGCCAACAAGGAUCCAGCUCAGGUCAGCCUUCUAGUCGUACUAGACAUGGGUCUGGCUCAUGUAUUUCUUCCAGUCAUAGCCAACAUAGGUCUGGUUCAGGAGAGUCAUCGACUUGUGGAAAACAAAGAUCUAACUCAGGUUUUUCUUCUAGCAAUGGAAAACAAGAGUCUGGCUCAACUCAUUCUUCCAGCCAUAGUCAACAAAGGUCUGGGUCACGACAGUCAUCUAGCUGUGGUCAACAAGGAUCCAGCUCAGUCAUAGUCAACAUGGUUCUGUUUCAGGACAGUCAGCUACUAGUGGUCAACAUGGAUCUACCUCAGGUCAGUCUUCUAGGCAUGGUCAUCAUGGGUCAAGCUCAGGUCAGUCUUCUAGUCAUGACAGACAUGAGUCUGGUUCAGGUCAUUCAUCUAGCUGUGGCCAACGAGGAUCCAGCUCAGGACAGUCAGCUAUCAGUGGUCAACAUGGAUCUAGCUCAGGUCAGUCUUCUAGCAAUAGUCGAUAUGGCUCAAGCUCAGGUCAGUCUUCUAGUCAUGAGAAACAUGAGUCUGGCUCAGGUCAUUCUUCUAGCUGUGGCCAACAAGGAUCCAGCUCAGGACAGUCAGCUACCAGUGGUCAACAUGGAUCUAGCUCAGGUCAGUCUUCUAGGCCUGAGAGACAUGAGUCUGGCUCAGGUCAUUCUUCGAGCUGUCGCCAACAAGGAUCCAGCUCAGGUCAGUCUUCUACCAAUGGUCAAUAUAGAUCUAGCUCUGGUCAGUCUUCUAGUCAUAUUAGACGUGGGUCUGGCUCAGGCAUUUCUUCCAGUCAUAGCCAACAGGGUUCUGGUUCAGGAGAGUCAUCAACUUGUGGCAAACAAGGAACUAGCUCAGGUGUAUCUUCUAGCAAUGGAAAACACGAGUCUGGCACAAGUCAUUCUUCCAGCCAUAGUCAACAUAGGUCUGGGUCACGACAGUCAUCUAGCUGUGGUCAACAAGGAUCCAGCUCAGUCAUCUAGCUGUGGUCAACAAGGAUCCAGCUCAGGUCAGUCUUCCAGCUAUGGUCAGCAAGAAUCUGGCUUAGGUCAGUCUUCUGGUCAGAGUAAACAUAAGUCUGGCUCAGGUCAUUCUUCCAGUCAUAGUCAACAUGGUUCUGGUUCAGGACAGUCAGCUACCAGUGGUCAACAUGGAUCUAGCUCAGGUCAGUCUUCUAAGCAUGGUCAACAUGGGUCAAGCUCAGGUCAGUCUUCUAGUCAUGAGAGAUAUGAGUCUGGCUCAGGUCAUUCUUCUAGCUGUGGCAAACGAGCAUCCAGCUCAGGUCAGUUUUCUAGCUAUGGUCAGCAAGAAUCUGGCUUAGGUCAGUCUUCUGGUCAUAGUAGACAUGAGUCUGGCUCAAGUCAUUCUUCCAGUCAUAGUCAUCAUGGUUCUGGUUCAGGACAGUCAGAUACCAGUGGUCAACAUGGAUCUAGCUCAGGUCAGUCUUCUAGGCAUGGUCAACAUGUCUCAAGCUCAGGUCAGUCUUCUAGUCAUGAGAGACAUGAGUCUGGCUCAGGUCAUUCUUCGAGCUGUGGCCAACGAGGAUCCAGCUCAGGUCAGUCUACUACCAAUGGUCAACAAGAAUCUGGCUUAGGACUUUUGUUUAAGAUCAAAAAGUCCAUUUCUCAAGAACUCUUCCCCAAACCCUGCCUUCUGCAAGACAUGAAGAGGCUAAAAGCUCACUCCCUGACCAUUGCCAUGAAGAAACAAAUUUGA